GACAUGCAGUGGGCUAGUAAAGCACACGCUCAGCCCGCGUCCAUCUGCAGUCUGCCGUGUAAGCCCGGGGAGAGGAAGAAAACGGUGAAGGGGGUCCCCUGCUGCUGGCACUGCGAGCGCUGCGAAGGUUACAACUACCAGGUGGAUGAGCUCUCCUGUGAACUUUGCCCUUUGGAUCAGAGACCCAACAUCAACCGCACCGGCUGCCAGCGCAUCCCCAUCAUCAAACUCGAGUGGCAUUCUCCCUGGGCCGUGGUGCCCGUGUUCGUGGCGAUCUUGGGAAUCAUGGCCACCACCUUUGUGAUCGUGACCUUUGUCCGCUAUAACGACACACCUAUUGUGAGGGCUUCAGGACGAGAGCUCAGCUACGUGCUGCUCACGGGCAUUUUCCUCUGUUACUCCAUCACCUUUUUAAUGAUUGCGGCGCCCGAUACAAUCAUAUGCUCCUUCCGACGGAUCUUCCUAGGACUCGGCAUGUGUUUCAGCUAUGCAGCCCUUCUUACCAAAACAAACCGAAUCCACCGGAUAUUUGAGCAGGGCAAGAAAUCCGUCACGGCACCCAAGUUUAUUAGCCCAGCGUCCCAGCUGGUGAUCACCUUCAGCCUCAUCUCCGUCCAGCUCCUGGGAGUGUGUGUCUGGUUCGUGGUGGACCCCCCACACAUCAUCAUUGACUAUGGGGAGCAGCGGACUCUAGACCCAGAGAAGGCCAGGGGAGUGCUCAAGUGUGACAUUUCGGACCUCUCGCUCAUUUGUUCCCUGGGAUACAGUAUCCUCUUGAUGGUCACUUGUACUGUUUAUGCCAUUAAAACAAGAGGCGUUCCAGAGACGUUCAAUGAAGCCAAACCAAUUGGAUUUACCAUGUACACCACCUGCAUCAUUUGGUUAGCCUUCAUCCCCAUCUUUUUUGGUACAGCCCAGUCAGCAGAAAAGAUGUAUAUCCAGACAACAACACUUACUGUCUCCAUGAGUUUAAGUGCUUCGGUGUCUCUGGGCAUGCUCUAUAUGCCCAAGGUUUAUAUUAUAAUUUUUCAUCCAGAGCAGAACGUUCAAAAACGCAAGAGGAGCUUCAAGGCUGUGGUGACAGCGGCCACCAUGCAAAGCAAACUGAUCCAAAAAGGAAAUGACAGACCAAAUGGCGAGGUGAAAAGUGAACUCUGUGAGAGUCUUGAAACCAACACUUCCUCUACCAAGACAACAUAUAUCAGCUAUAGCAAUCAUUCAAUCUGAAACAGGGAAAUGAGACAACAUGAAGAAAUUUGUAUGUGAUCUUAAACAAUGGACACGACACCACCAAAACGCACUCCUGAAGACCUCUGUAGACUACACUCAACCCAAUCAAUAGUCAAUCUUAUAAGGAAGAAAAAAGUAGCCAUGAGCCAAAAGUAUCAAUAACAGAGUGAAGAAACCCAUUUUAUACAAUACAACCAAUGAGUGUCAAGCUAAAGUAUUGCUUACUCAUGAGCAGUUAAAAAAUUUUAAAAAUCACAAAAGGAAAACUAAUGUUAGUUUGUGAAAAAAAAAUGCUGUUGAAAUAAACCAUGUCUGAUGUUAUUCUUGUAAGUAUUUUUCUGUGAUUGUGAGAAUUCCCGUUCCUGUCCCACAUUGUUCAACUUGUAUAAGACAAUGAAUCUGUUUCUUGUAAUGGCUGACCGGAUUGAAGCCCUGGGUUGUGCUAAAAAUAAAUGCAAUGGUUGACGCAUGCGAUUUUUAUACAAAUAAUUUAUUUCUAAUAAUAAAGGAAUGUUUUGCAAAUGUU
Messenger RNA from Hipposideros armiger (great roundleaf bat), 1756 nucleotides. RefSeq names its product metabotropic glutamate receptor 8. Lineage: Eukaryota; Metazoa; Chordata; Mammalia; Chiroptera; Hipposideridae. Gene Ontology annotation, molecular function: G protein-coupled receptor activity. The transcript has 3 exons. The coding region runs from base 4 to 1227 and encodes 407 amino acids. Gene Ontology annotation, biological process: G protein-coupled receptor signaling pathway. Gene Ontology annotation, cellular component: membrane. The record is from RefSeq and is a predicted model, not a curated record.